GCAGCCACUUUUUGCCGCAUCACGUCUUCCUUCUGCUUGGUUUCCUGGAUCCAAGUACGCGUAAACAGAAGAAUAUGGAUGAUAGGCCCGAUAUUCUGGUCGCCAUCGACUUUGGGACCACCUACACCGGUGUCGGAUGGGCCCGGCCCCAGCAGGCAGAGGCGCUGCAAACCCCCAUCCAGGUCAUCCACAACUGGCCCGGAGCCUCGGCAAAGAACGAGCAAAAGGUGCAAACAUGUCUCGUCUACAACCCUGAGAAGCACGUGUCGUCUUGGGGCUUCCUCUGUGAAGAUGAUGUCGAGGAAGAAGGCGAUGCCGGACAAGUAGGCGAUGGCGAAAAGGUGAGCCCCAACGGCGACAAGACCACCGAUGCUGCCGCCGGCAACGACGCCGCUGCAGGACCGUCUGCCAAGAAAAAGGACCGCCGGGAGUUCUUCAAGAUCUUCCUCGACAAGGCCACGCUGCUCGAGGCCCAGAAGCAGGGCAUCACGGCCGCGCCAGAGUCUCCCGAGGACGCCCGCUUGCUGGCCUCGGACUACCUGCGGCAGAUCUACACUCACGUCAAGGAGACGGUCGAGUCGCAGGCUGGGCUGUGCGGCACGGGCGGUUGGGCCGGGCUGGCGGUCGAGUUCAUCUUCAGCGUGCCGACGACGUGGCGGUCGCAGGAGAUCGUCAACACCUUCAAGGACGUCAUCAAGGACGCCGGCUUCGGCACGGGCGGGCCCAAGCACACGGCCGCCGUCGACCUCACCGAGUCCGAGGCCGCCGCCGUGGCCACGGUCAAGAACACGGCCGUCGACUUCGUCAAGGGCGACAUCUUCAUGUCGGUCGACGCCGGCGGCGGCACCACCGACUUUGCCGUCAUGCAGGUCGUCGAGGCCUCGAGGCCCUUCCCGGCCCUGGCCCAGCUGGCCGAGGUCGACGGCGUCGGGAUCGGCUCCACCCUCAUCGACCGCGGCUUCUUGGCCCUUGUCGCCUCCCGCCUGCGCCCCUUCCCGGAGCUGCAGAGCCAGCUGCCCCCCGGUUGUGCCCAUAGGCUAGUGCGCAGCGAACGCUUCCGCAUCAUGAAGCACAAGUUUGGCGAGCGCGUGUACGCUUCCGAGGUGUACAAGCUCCCGUUGGAAGGGGUAGGCUACAACUUUGGUCAUUCUGGCGCCGGCAUAGAGUCUGGGCGCAUGCUGUUCUCACGUGAGGAGAUACAGUCCCUCUUUGACCCACACAUCCAGAGCAUGCUCAACAAGAUCAGGGAUCAACUGGACUGGGUGCAUUCCAACUACCAAUCGGCGCACAUGAACUACAUGGUCCUCUCCGGAGGGCUGGGUAGCUCCGCCUAUGUUCGUGACACUCUCGAGAAGGAGCUGGCCAAGAGGCCACACCCAUGCGCGCAGCAGAUGCAGAUCCUCCAGGCGCCAGACCCUCAACUUGUCGUCGUCAAGGGGCUCCUCCUCGACAGGAUGCAGAAGCUGGACUCGGGAUACAAGCCGGUUCUGGUGCAGCGGCGCGCCAGGGCAAACUAUGGCUUGGUGUGCAAGAUCAAGUACAACCCGGAGAUUCACAUUGACGAGGACAUCAAGGAGGACCCGCUGGACGGGCAGAAAUAUGCGACUGGACAAAUAGAUUGGGUCAUCAAAAAGGGCGACAUGAUCGAUCCCAGCCACCCCCUGGCGUCGAGCUUCAGCCAAAAGAUUGAUGCCGAGAGCUCAGUUCGCGCCUGGGACGCCAUAAUAAUGAUCUGUAACAGCGACAGGGACAAGCUGCCCAAGAGCAUCAAAGAUGAGAGGGCAAAGCAGCUCUGCACGGUCAAGAGCGACCUCUCGGGCAUUCCCAUCGGCGAGCUCGAGAUGAAGAAGCUGUCCCGCGGGAGGUUCAGGCGGAGCAAAAGGUUCUAUGUUUGCAACUUUGACGUCCGCGUCAUCGUCGCGCCGGCCGAAAUCCGGUUCGAGCUAUGGUUCAACGGCCACAAGUUUUCCGGCGACCACGACCCAAUAGAAAUAACUUGGGAUCAAGAGGGCACACAACUUGGGAACCGAUGAGACGUCGCGGUGCUUUAGUUCUGGGAAGAGUGCACAUGAAGCACAAGACAACACAUUCCACGUAGGCAGGCCAGUCCCAUUAUUUGGACGAUAGAAUCACGGCGUGAUAUAAUAAGUAGUGGCCCAGAGCGCGCUAAGGCGUUGCAAUCAGUCGAGGUGACUCGUAUAGCGAUCACCUCACCUAAUGUUCCACAACUACCUACCUACCUACAUAUUGAGAAGAUCUAUCAUGACUGUGUUGAACUUCUACUCCGCCAAAGCCAGUGGUGUUCUUCCGGCCCG
Molecule: messenger RNA, 2315 nt
Organism: Gaeumannomyces tritici R3-111a-1
Lineage: Eukaryota; Fungi; Ascomycota; Sordariomycetes; Magnaporthales; Magnaporthaceae
Exons: 8
Coding region: 75-2033 (652 amino acids)
Source: RefSeq, a predicted model, not a curated record